AUAACUUAUUACUGAAUAUUACAAUUGAAAACUAUGUUUUAUAUUGAAAGCAAAACAUUAUUGUAUGCAUUGACUGCAAAUUGUGUUAAUCAAGUCGUGUUUACACAAAAUUGUGUUAAUAAUCAUAUUUUUAUAUAUCUCUUGCAUUUUUGAUUGAAUUUAGUUGACCCCAAAACGAGACUAAAAUACUAUAAUAAUUAUAAUCGGGAUAUAAAUUGUGGGAUAUAUAUAAUCGAUAUAUAAAUCAAAUUAUAGUUUGACUAAAAUAAUGUUAUGCUAAUAUUACUAUUUAUUGGAAAGUUGUUUGACAUUUAAGACGCGAUGGGCGAACCAAAUGCAAUGGUAGGCAUUAUCAGGUCAGGGAAUGACAAUUGCUUGAGCACUGGUAGCUCUAGUUUUGGACAAACUGGUGGUUCCAGAGGUCAGAGGGAGGCUAUAAUACAAUUGAGUGAACGAUUACAAUACGAGUCAUACAAUAGCAAUAGGAAUAUAAUAGAUAAGUCUAACGACAGAGGAAUGGGUAGUCAAUGCAAUACUAUGCCAACAGUGCCUCCAAUACCUCCAAUGCCUCGACUCAGAACAAGGACUACAGUUUCAAUUGCACAGAGAGAUAGAGUGAACAAAGAUAAAGAAGACAGAGAGAGCCAGUUUGCCAGCACUGGUAGCAAAACCAGCUCUAAACUGACUGGUAAUACAAACCAUAAUAUCUCGAGCGCAGGCAUUGCAGGCGAUGCCAUUGGGAAUGGGCUGGUGGUAGUGCAAGUAGGGCGAGGUAAGCAUCCAAUACAUACACUACACAACACCACUACCAACACAACCAUCAGAGCUGAUCACUAUUGCAUUGGCACCACUCCAUUGGCAGCACCAGUAGUACCAGUCUCUGAGUCAAAGAGCAACCAGAGCUCCCUUUCCAGUCUUUCCGCGUUUGACAACAAAGCCUUUUCAUGUGAUGGCGAACCACUUGUGGUCGACGCUCAAGACAUACAAACACAUAAUCUUAAUAAUGGAGACCACUGUCUGUCAAACGAUGCCUUAACUAAUAGUGUCCUCAAUAGUGAUCGCUUAGUGACCACCACUUGUGCUAAAAGUAAUGGACUAUUAAAUAAUGAGAGUAUCUCAUCAUCCAGUGAUUGUCUCCAGAAGUUAAAUAAUACAUCAAAGACUUGUUUUAUGAUAACUCGAAAUGAGAGCGAAUGCGCUCUUAAGGGACAACAAUAUUGUUCCUCCAGUGACGACAAUAGUUACGGUCUAAGAGCGCGUAACAAUCGGUCCACCCGUUCAUCGGUUGUCAAACAUAUCGGUGUCUUCUACUCUGAUUUGUGUGAUGUCAUCAAAGCCAUGACAACUGGUGGCAAUCAAUCCAAUAAUAAUAACAUCAAUAAUAAUGGUAAUAAUGCUAAUAAUGGUCAUAACAAUAGCAGAAGUGUACCGCAACAGACCAUAGCAUCGGGAGGUCAGUCACAGCAACAACAACACAAUAAUGCGACCAAUGCUUGCCAUCAACGGACUAGUAUAUCAUCUCCAAUAGUGUCCCAUAAUGUCAAUAAUCAUGUGCCACAACAGCAACAACAACAACAAUCUUCAGCACAACAGUCGCAAUCCCACCCAAUUCAAGCUCAGACAUGUGUAACUUCGAGCCAAAUGUCUUCAUCGCAUGUGAUGUCGAGCCAAACAACACUGAGAAGUCCGACUCAAUCACAAAGCCGUUUGAAUGAAUCGCAAGUUCAUGACUUACCCGAUAUCCUUAACUCCCAUUUGCCUCCUCCUCCUCCUCCCUAUUCAACUCUUCCUUCGCCAUCAAUCCAAUUGCCACCACUAUCACCAUUACCACCAUUAGCUCCAAUUCGUGCACCGCCACCACCUCCUCCACCGCCACCAUUACCUACUGGUCGGCCACCGUUGCCAUCUAGACGUAUAUUACAUGCACCGACAGCUGCAUUGGCUCAUUGUUCGCGACCAAACUAUUUGAGACCUACCUGUGCUGUCAGUGAAACAGAGACUUCAACCUCCAAAACAUGUCUUUCAUGUAAUGGUGUAUCUAUUCGAUGGUUUAUACUAUUGAUUGCAUUUAUAGGACUAUUGUGUUCAAUAAUUGGCACCAUUUUGGGUGCCCUCAGAUCUACCGGUAGGGAACACCUGACACUGGCUCUACUAAUGAUCGGCGUUGGUAUAAUCUUAAUAACUGUGAGUGGGAUUGCAUGGAGGCUGACAUCGACGGGUCCGACCUGGAGGUCCAUAUUAGGUCUUCAUGAGCUCCAUCAACAACAGUCAUUAUGUAACGGCAGUUCACUUAAUGAGGCGUCUCGCCGUUUUGUGCCACGAGUACCGGCGCCUUACGGUCGCACUGGUACUCAUCAUCAUCCGUACGGAGCGAUGUUUUAUCCUGAAUUUCAAUACCGACCGCCACCGCCAUCAUAUCAGGCGUCAAUGCAAGAAUACCGACUUCGGUUAUUAUUGCUGGACAGGACCUCAUCGCACCCGCAGUCUACCUCAUUGUCACCUGUAUCGCCACCACCCACUUAUAGAUCAUCUGCUGCUUCUAGUAUGACCGGAACUUUACCCCGACAGUCACAACAUAAUACAAUACAACGGGCAACCAGUCGUCCUCCCAGCUAUAGGACUGGAGAAGUACAGGCAGUAAUAUCGACGGCACCAUCAUAUCAAACGGCUACCACACAAACGGUGUCACAACCGCAACCAUCAGUACAGAGCCAACCAUCGGCUACACAGAUAAGACAGUCGACUUCAUUGACCACAACAACAGGUGCAUCGACUGCUGUGUCGACCACAAUGACCACUAGUCAGACACAAACACCACUUCCCAAAGCAUGUAAACCUAUGACACAAAAGCCAAGUCAUUAUUCAUCACAACAUGACAUUAAUCGGGUGACAAUACUUCAAACGACAAAUACAUCGCAAGUGUGUACACCUAAUGGUGUCAACAUAGUGGCCAUAACUCCGACCACUAUUAUGUCAGCUAAUACUCCGACCACAACGACAACUAUACCCAAUCUAUCGACUUCUAUAAUAUCUAACAAUGAGGUCCAGAUCUUGGCUCACGUGUAGCUCAUUAUUAGUCAUUAAUACAAACUAUAUUUGAAAUUAUAUAUAAUUGAAUUUAUAUUUUAUUUUAAACAAUUUUAUCAUUUUUAUAUAAUUAUAAAUAUAUUAUUUAGUUAUA
Molecule: messenger RNA, 3181 nt
Organism: Oppia nitens
Lineage: Eukaryota; Metazoa; Arthropoda; Arachnida; Sarcoptiformes; Oppiidae
Product: type-2 histone deacetylase 1-like
Exons: 4
Coding region: 322-3066 (914 amino acids)
Source: RefSeq, a predicted model, not a curated record